This is a messenger RNA of Dermacentor andersoni, 5947 nucleotides long. RefSeq lists its product as uncharacterized. Gene Ontology annotation, molecular function: calcium ion binding; Notch binding. Gene Ontology annotation, biological process: Notch signaling pathway. Lineage: Eukaryota; Metazoa; Arthropoda; Arachnida; Ixodida; Ixodidae. The record is from RefSeq and is a predicted model, not a curated record.
AAGAUAGAUGAAGCAGGACACGAACAAUGGGCAGAAUUAGGCACCCGAACUCUUGGUUAACAGUCGAUUAAACUUACAGUAUCGGUGCGCUGCCUCGCAAUAAAGAUGUCGGAGGUUGAAGUGGAGUUGCCGGCCGAUGGCGCUGCGACAAGUCUGUCCUCCGAUGCCGAACUGAGUGUGUGGCGGCUGAGCGUUCAACGGGAGCGUACUCUGUGUGGCACCACUAGGCUGCUCCAAGAACAGUCGCGUAACACGCUCUGUCACGCAUGCCCCAACCUAUGGCAGCAGGGAGCGCGCCAGCGGCGGCGAUGGAUCGAUGGCCCCGCACCCCGAGCCCAUGCGCGGAUCCAUCGACCGGCGCGCGACGCGGCUGGGGAUCGGCAGGCGCCUCCUCCUCCUCCCAGCUGCUCCGCACACAAGCACUCUGUCGUCCACUACAGGCUGACCGACCAUCUUGGAUCGGAACCACCGGCAACGCAUCCAGGAAAGAAAGUGACCACGACGCAGAGCAUGACGACGCGCAGACGGGCAGUAUGCAGCUGGCUGCUGCUACUUCAGCUGGCGACGACCCAGGCCGCGCCCGGUCGCAGCCCGAUGCCCGGCAGCGUGUUCAUCGCCAACCCGACCAGCGGCACGCCGCUGUCGACCAGUGCGGCCGGCGUGGACUGUGCCGACGCGUCCCUGCCGCGAUGGCGGAACCUGCCCAAGACGCACCGGCUCGUCCUCUCGGCGGCCAACAUGGCCUGCACUCCCGACUCCGAAGCCAACAGGACUCAGGAAGAGACACCACGCACCACUCUCUCGCUGAGCAUUCAAAGCACGGACGACAUCCAGCUGAACCUGUCGGAAGAGUGGCUGCCGGGCGGCGGCAACGCGACCGACCCGAGGCUGGCGCUGCAGUCCCUGCAGGGCGGCUACGGCCAGCAGCCGUGCCGCCGCGACGAGGCGCUGCUGCUCUGGGAGAAGCCCUACCACGCACCGGGACUCACCAUCUCGCCAGAGAUACUGACGCCGGGAAGCCACGCGCUCAGCGUUCACCUUUGGGGCUCAGCGUGGCUGCUGAACGUGAGCGUGGCUGGUCACGAGUGCUCGCGAACGGCCGAGGAGGCGGCUGGAAUCUCGGAGGCCCCCUGCUCGGCAGGAGGCGGCGCCUGCGUCCUCGAGCCGGGGGCCGCGUCGUACGCAUGCCGGUGCUGCCCCGGCCUGUCGGGCCGCUUCUGCGAGGAGCGCGACGGCUGCUUCCACAAGCCGUGCCUCAACCAGGGCUUCUGUGUCGACAUCGCCGAGGGACUGUCGGGAUCGCUCUUCCAGUGCCUCUGCCCCCACGGCUUUCGCGGCCGACGCUGCGAAGAACCACUAGGAGCAUGCGAGCUGCACCCUUGUCCACAGGGCAGCCGCUGUAUGCCGACACCUGAUGACGCCACUAACCGCACCUGUGUACCAGACGCGUCGACCAGCGUUCCCAGCACGGCACAGCAACAACAGCCAGGACAGACGGAGCUGCAACAACAGCCGAGCAAAGAGCAGGAGACAACGCAGCAGCAAGAGCCGGCGCAGUCAAAGCUGCAACCAACGCAUCAACCCGACCAGUGGAAAACUCAGCAAGGGCAGCAAGACACGCAGCGUCCGCAGCUGCAGCAACCUGACCACAAGCAACUUCAGGAGGAAACGACACAGACUGAGCAGCCGCCAAAGGCGGAUCAGCCUCUCGGGGAAACCGGGCAGACACCUCAACCAGGGCAACAGCAAGAGCAACGAGUUGUUGAAGCUCAGAAACAGCAACAAGAUCAGGGGACGCAGCAGACACAGCAACCGGCCGAGCAGGCGGACAAUAAGUCCGAGCAACAGACAGAAAGACCGCCGGAGCAACACGACGACCGACAAUCCCAACCGAGCUCGGAAGGUCAGAAGCCGCCCCAGCAAUUGACGGCGCAGCAGGAUCGUCGGAGCGAGAGCAACACGACGACGACCAGUGCCAGCAGCACCGCGCCCCCGGCGCCCACGGCGACCGAGACGUCGAGGAACCAGAGCGGCGGCAGCGCGUGCGGUGCUCGUCCGUGCGUGCACGGCAAGUGCGAAGACCUGCCGGCCGGGAGCGGAGGCUUCCGGUGCUACUGCCUGCCGGGCUACGGGGGCGACCUGUGCGAGUUCGAGUACGACGAGUGCGACUCCGGGCCGUGCGCGCACGGCGCCCAGUGCGAGGACCUGGUGGCCGGCUUCCGCUGCCACUGCGGGCCCGGCUACGCGGGGCGCCGAUGCGAGAUCAAGGUGGACCUGUGCCGGCCCAACCCGUGCCCGCCGCCCGCGCAGUGUCUGGACCGCGGGAACAACUACUCCUGCCUCUGCAGGCACGACGGUCCAGGCUGCACGCAGCGGUACGACCCGUGCUUCCCGAACCCGUGCCAGAACGGCGGCUCGUGCUGGCCCAGCCUGGACUCCUUCUACUGCUCCUGUGCCCGGAGUUUCACCGGCGACACGUGCGAGCUGAACGCGAUAGCCGGCGGCUCGCAGCUGCCGCCGUCCGCGCCCGCCGACGCCAUGGCCAGGACGCAGGGUCGUCCUGCAGACCAGCUGCACAACAUCUACAUCGCGGCGGCCACCCUGGCGGGCGCCUGCCUCAUCGUGCUGGCGGUGGUGAGCGUUUGCCACUGCCGCGUGCACCAGAGCUACCGGGGCUGCGUGCGACGCCUCGGACGAUCCUGCGCCCAGCUCAAGCAACGCACGCUCGAAGACCCAGACAAAUCCUGGCUGAACCCGGAUGGCAGCGUUUCUGAGGGGAAUCCCGAGUGGCUGGCCGCCGCCUCAGCCAGCCUGCACGCUCCGCUCAUCAUUCGCUGAGCCGCCAGCGCCCAGGCCGGCCGCCGGCACGACGACGACAUUCGCGCUGUGCAGUGUACUGCGUUGGAAGCAACGCGGCCAAACUCUUCGGCCCCAGCCAGGGCCGCUGCUGUUGAUAGAAACAGGGAUGUCAAGGGUGUAGUCCCUUCUUCAAACAUUGAUCACAUUUAUAACAUCUGCAGCACGUCAAAGACACCUCAGCGAAUCGGUAUAUGUCGCAGAUGCGCGAUGUGGUUGCAAGUUCACACUCGUUUCUUUUUCUUUGUAUUAGUAUGGCCUAACAAUUACUGCAUUAGAGUGUUGCAUGAGGGUGCAGUUGAUGGGAGUAAGUGCAGACAUGCAUUCGUGAACAAAAGGACAAGGACUAUGUGUUCUACAAGGAAGCCAAUUACUUCAUGGCAUUGCAACUGCAGGUUGAACAUGGUUACAAAAUCAUCGUGGUGCACUCAAGAUCGCAAGCUUAGGUAGCCAAAAAAUCUUUAUUUUUCAUGACAACCAUGGCCCUUUUGCUUUUACACAGUGGUGUAUAAUUCAGGAGCGAAUAAACGAGUAGUAACAACUGUAGUAACAAAACGUCAUCUAGAGUUGGCCUAAUUACGACAGCGGAAAUAAGACUUUUGCAUUGGCUUUUUUUCUCGUUUCGCUAGUACAUCUAAAUGCACUGCAACCACAUUGCGUCACAGCUGUGUUUGCAAUGAGUCCGCGCCAAUGUUACAGCUUCCGGCAGAUCACGCAGCUCACAUCACCGAUUUCUGCAGCAGCAUGUGAUCAAGACGUGGCGUUUACAUUACGCUGCCAUGCACGUGGCAUAUGUCGGCUCACCUCACGAGAAGCUAAAGUGGCACGGACACAUGCAGAUGUGUGCCUACCAAAGUAAUCAUUGUUUAGGAAAUAACUACAGCUUGUUUGAGUGACACAUAUUAAUGCAUAAAAAGAAAAAAGAAUGAGGAGGAAUAUGUCGAAAUUUAACAGGCACUGCACUGAAACUAUUCCAAUCCGACGGUUAGCAACAUUUAGUACCCGUCCUGCGGCCGUCCGAUAUUAUCAGUAUCCAACAGCAGCACAACGUUCACAACUUAAAUGACAACGGAUAGAAAGGAUGUGUUCAGAACCAUUCAACUAAGAGCAGAUGCUCGCUGUGUUGCUGUCAUUGUAAUGAAUCGGCACCAACUCGUUCAAUCGCCAGUUUGGCGCAGUGGGUUGGGCAUGAAGGAUACGAGAUCAGUCACUUGCGCUUAAUGUUGACAAAGGAGGUGACGAGGACCUGUUCAAUUCUCUCGGAACAUGCGGUACGAUCCGAGAUACUUCCGCAGACAUAAUAGCAUUUCUUGUAAUCUUGGAAAGGUCCGCGUUUUUAAUUGUUGCUUUGAAACGCACUCCGAUAGCUCUGGCUUUCGACUCGAAUAUGGCGCCCGUAUUGCUUCUGUCGAACUGUACAAAUGAAACACCAAAAAAACACUCUCAUCGGCUAGAACCGUACUAGUCCAGCAUUGCUCAUGAAGUAUCCAUCUAGACUAAAGUGCGGGGAAGUUGGCAGUCCCCCUUUGAAAGUAUAGAGACAGCGCAGACAGGAAAGAAGCAGGAGCACAAGAAAUCAUUUAUAGCUUUCCUCAUGUCCGUAAUGUGAUCGCUUUCAUACUUGAAAACAUGCUCGAACAUGAAGAAUGCGCCGUCUGGUAGACGUACCAAAAUAGGAAGCUAUUCGAGUCGUUCGCCAAAUUGCAUGACGCUCCGCGGGGGAGGCCCGUCCGUCCGGCCAUCGCUCAGGGACCCGCUGCUUGCUAAGCAUCGCGAUCGCUUGCCGCCCAAUCAGAAAAGAUGUCCAUGCCGCAGUCCCUCAGGCAGUGCAGCAACGGUAGCGACCACUCAGUGAGAUGUACAGGAGAGUGCGCAUCGGUGACGUACCACAGUUGAGUGAGUUUACGAAUAUGACGCCAAAGGCCUCUGAGAUUGUUGGACCCCAAGUCAGACUGACAAUCCGGAGGUAUAACGCAUGCGAUUUUUGUGUUGCACCCCAGGUGGCCACCAGCUGACCAUGGUGAAUAGCCAAUUAUACUGCUUCUUGUGCCAGGUUAUAAUUAUCCCUGGGUCUCUUCAAUCUGUCAUCCCCUAAUGUCAAAGACUGCCUAAGACACUGCGUACGCCAGCACCUCAGGAAGUCCAGGACAACAAAUUGAAGGGACCUGCAUGGUGCUUGUCUUGGAUUUGUCUUUGCUGCCUCAACAUUGCCCCUAUCCCACAGUGGACAGUGGAUCAAGACAUGGCUGACAUCAUCAUAGAUAACACAAGGCCUGGUUGCUAGUAUUUGUGACGCCAUGCUAUCAGAUCGAGAACUCAUCACUAAAACGAGGAUGAUCAGCAACGAUUCUCAUGCUCAUUCUUCACAAACGCCAUCUGUAGAAAUGGGUGCGUCACUACUGUUAUUUCAGGGGCCUGAGUGCGCAGUCCUUGCUUUAUCCAGCAGCUGCUGAUCGAACAGAUAGCCUCUCUUACUAAACUAUGCAUGCACUCUGAAAUUUGAACAUUUCAUUAAUCAGUUACUCUAAGGUCUAAAUGACGGAGCUGCAUGCUAUUUAGACGCUUCGCUGUCUGCCAUAAAUACGCCACCACAGCUGUUGUGACUGGACAUCUGCAUAGACAAGUGCCAAUCAAACAGUUAUUAUACACUUGCAGACCUAUGCAUUUGGCCCCUGAUUGGCUGACAAGAGCUCUAGCUUUCACAGCUUAACAUUGUUUUACCAAGCCAAGAGUAGGCAUCCUGUUCUUCUCGAGAGUGACAACAGAAAACGUUGAAAGUGUAGGGGAUGCGGCACUCUACUGUACAUCUACCUCUAUCUUCUUUUGAGGCCUGCAGACCGCGGUCCCGACAGUCAGGCGUCACAAGCGCGCUCGCGCACGUACGCUGCUCCCGGCAAAGUAUGAAUCUCGUCCACGUAUCUGUAGCGUUUGCACUAGUCGUGGUUAAUCACCGCUCUCUCUAACCGUCCCCACAAAGCAAACACGCGCGGCUACGUACACGCACAAUGUGCUUUGGUGUGUGUGUGUCGUGUCUUUUCUGUUUGUUUGUUGGCCUCUGUUUAACAAUAAAAUGGCCUAUGUACAGAAAGCA